This is a messenger RNA of Panicum virgatum (switchgrass), 701 nucleotides long. RefSeq lists its product as uncharacterized. The transcript has a single exon. Bases 100 to 450 code for a protein of 116 amino acids. NCBI's taxonomy places the organism in Eukaryota, Viridiplantae, Streptophyta, Magnoliopsida, Poales, Poaceae. The record is from RefSeq and is a predicted model, not a curated record.
UGUCCAGCAGUUUAUAAGUCGGCAUCCUAGCAGAACCACCAGAACCACAACCCAGCAGCUGCAACGCAUUAACAAGUAGCUAGGCACUUAGCCAGGGACAUGGCCAGGAAGGUGUGCCUCACUCUGCUCGCGCUCCUCGGCGUCCUGCUCGCGCCGGCAACCCCCAUCGUCGCCGGCGGGAUGAAGGCCACGUUCGCUGGAAGCCCCGGUCGUUCUUGGUCCGGAGACGCGGCGGUGCUGGGGCGCCUGAUGUCCACAAGGCUGGAGGACGGCGUCGCGCCGGAGCUCGCGCUGGACCUGGAGGUGCACCGCCGCAUCCUCGCCAACAACAUUGGCCCGCGCGUGUUCGAUCCCAACAGGCCGGCCUGCCCAGCAGGAUCGUCGUGCGGGGGACGAGGGAAGCCAUACACCAACCGGGGAUGCCAGAAGGUUUACCAGUGCCGCGGCUGAAGGAGCCAACCGAUCUUCCGUGUAUCCUUGAGCGGUUUCAUACGAUCCAUUGAUCAGUGUGUGCCUCUGGCUUCUCGAUCGGCACGGCUCUUGCAGUGGCUGUGGUUGUGGCUGCUUCCAGUGUCUCUGUCUUUAAAUAAUAAUUUUUUUCUUUUAUUGGCAAGAAUUGCGAACUCAAGAUGAUUAUUCGUGUAAGAGAUAUGGCAAGCUGGGUGACAUUUUAAAUCGAUGCUACCUUACUUCUGAGCUCC